AAAACCUUCAUAAAUGACCAUCAAAGCCAUCUUCACUCCUAUCCAAGUAGGAAAACACCAACUUCAACAUCGCAUUGUACUUGCCCCUUUAACACGUUUGCGAGCCACAUUGGAGGCCGUACCUACGGAUCUUCAAAAAGAAUACUAUGAACAGCGUGCCAGUUCUGGUGGACUCCUUAUUGCUGAAGCCACUUUUAUCAGUCGUUAUGGUGGUGGUUUACCUAAUGUACCUGGAAUCUACACGGCGGAGCAAAUCGAAGGCUGGAAAAAAGUGACCUCUGCUGUACAUGCCAAAAACGGUGUGAUUUUCUUGCAGAUUGUUCAUUUAGGUCGUGCUGGAUCUAAGCAUUUUCAUGUUGAUAGUGAGCAAGUAGGUUCUGCAUCUGAAGUUAUUAUUCCCGGUGUGAACUAUAUGGGCCCUCCUUUUGAAACACCCAAAGCUUUCACGGUAAAAGAAAUCGCAUCGACCAUUCAAGAUUUCCGUCAAGCUGCUCUGAAUGCCAUUGAAGCAGGUUUUGACGGCGUUGAAAUUCAUGGCGCCAAUGGUUUUUUGAUUGAUCAAUUUAUCGAUAGUAGUGUCAACAAACGUACAGAUAACUAUGGUGGUUCUAUUCCCAAGCGGGCUCGUUUUGCUCUGGAAGUUCUCCAAGCGGUGGUUGAAGCCAUCGGUCCUGAUCGUGUUGCUAUUCGUUUCUCUCCUGGUGCCAACUUUCACGGUAUGGGUGACGCUUCUCCCAUUGAAACCUGGUCUUAUUUAACGUCGCAAAUUGAAACGCUAUUUCCAAAGCUCGCUUAUCUCCACUUUGUCGAAGCACGUGGUGAUAUUAUGGGUGAAGCCUCUAAUGUGUAUGAUUCUUUACAAGCUUAUCGUCCUCUCUGGAAGGGACCGUUUAUUACGUCAGGUGGUUUCUCCAGAUCUGUUGAGCAUGCGUAUCAAAUAGCUGAACAAACAGGUAAUUUGGUCUCAUUUGGUCGUGCCUUUAUUGCUAAUCCGGAUCUUCCUCAACGUCUCUUAAAUGACAUCCCCUUAACACCUUAUGAUCGAAGUACUUUUUACACACACGAUGCUGAGGGAUAUACCGAUUAUCCCACCAUCACCAAAUAAAACUUUUAAUAUUACUACAAUAUAAACAUAUCCCCCCCCUUCUUUUAAAGACAUGCAAUUUAUAGUUUAGACUGUUGAAAGAGUAAUGCAGGCACAACCCCCCAA
Molecule: messenger RNA, 1210 nt
Organism: Mucor mucedo
Lineage: Eukaryota; Fungi; Mucoromycota; Mucoromycetes; Mucorales; Mucoraceae
Exons: 1
Coding region: 14-1105 (363 amino acids)
Molecular function (GO): FMN binding; NADPH dehydrogenase activity
Source: RefSeq, a predicted model, not a curated record